AUGGGCAGGCGGGUGGCCGUGGUAACGGGGGCAAACAGAGGUAUCGGGCUUGGCAUUGUCAAAGGUUUGUGCCAGCAGUUUGAUGGGGAUGUCAUUCUCACAGCACGAGAUGAAGUCAGGGGUAGAGCUGCGGUGAAACAUCUAGAGAAAGAAGGUCUGCUGGCCAAGUUCCAUCAGCUGGACGUCACAGAUCAUGACAGUAUCAUGCGACUGAGGGAUUUUCUACAGGAGAACUAUGGUGGCUUGAACAUACUGGUCAACAAUGCUGGUGUUGCCUUUCUAGAGUCGUCAACCCCAUUUGCUGAACAAGCAGUACAGACUGUCCAAGUGAAUUAUUUUGGUACUCUGGAAACUAGCGCCAUUCUCUUCCCCCUUCUGAAACCCCAUUCUCGUGUGUGUAAUGUGUCCAGCAUGGCAGCCACAGAUGCUUUAAGAAAAUGCUCUCCAGAACUGCAGGCUAAGCUGAGUGACCCUGGUAUAUCCAUGGAGGAAUUGUCUGGCUACAUGACUCAGUUUGUGCAGCUGGCUCAGGAGAAUAAACACAGAGAGCAUGGCUUUCCAGAUGAUGCCUAUGGGUUUUCCAAGAUUGGCAUGACCGUCAUGUCUAUACUGCAGCAGAGGCAGCUGGACAGACAAGGGCUAGAUGAUGUUGUAGUCAAUGGUUGCAGUCCAGGUUAUGUAGCCACAGACAUGACUCACUGGAAGGGACAUUUGAGUGUGGAGGAAGGAGUGAUCACCCCUCUGUACUGUGCUCUGCUGCCUGCCAACAUUACUAGCCCCAGGGGAACAAUCAUACGACAGAAGCAGGAGGUUGACUGGGUCCACUUUCAUAGACUCUGA
This is a messenger RNA of Candidula unifasciata, 840 nucleotides long. NCBI's taxonomy places the organism in Eukaryota, Metazoa, Mollusca, Gastropoda, Stylommatophora, Geomitridae. The record is from the annotation of a GenBank genome assembly.